Colias croceus (clouded yellow) is the source of this 1347-nucleotide messenger RNA. Its product is annotated as peroxisomal membrane protein 2. The coding region runs from base 174 to 725 and encodes 183 amino acids. The transcript is spliced from 4 exons. The record is from RefSeq and is a predicted model, not a curated record. Gene Ontology annotation, cellular component: membrane; cytoplasm. NCBI's taxonomy places the organism in Eukaryota, Metazoa, Arthropoda, Insecta, Lepidoptera, Pieridae.
GGUAUUAUUCGUAAAAUAGAUUCUACUUGAGAGUUUUGUAUACAAUAUUUCCUUGAGCAAGAGCUAAAUAGGUAGGUACCGUACUUUGCGAUAAGUGAUAACACUAUCAACAUUUAGUUUUUGUUUUGAACUCGCUGAAAAGUGUCGUGAGCCUUGUUUUACAUUCUAUAAAAAUGUCGUUGUCGAAACCUAUUAUGAAUCUGGUUGCUUCCUAUUUACAAAACUUGUAUUUGCACCCGAUUAAAACUAAAUCUCUAACCAGCUGUGUGAUUGGCUGUGCUGGUAGUAUAGCAUCUCAAGUAGUUGCUGGAGAAAACCUGAAGUUUGACCCAAUUUUUGCAUAUGGAUUAUAUGGGUUGAUAUUUGGGGGCAGUAUACCACACUUUGUCUAUGAACUCAUUGAGACACUAUUCCCAUACAAUUCAGCAUUUCCCCUGGCUAAGAAGCUAUUAUUUGAGAGACUGAUAGUAGCACCAUUUAUGCAGGCUUUCUCAUUAUAUACACUUGCAAGAUUUGAGGGAAAGAAUCACAAUGCUGCGGUCAAACAACUCAAUAAUUUAUAUAUGACUGUAUUAGAAGCUAACUGGAAAUGGCUUACACUUUUCCAAGUUAUCAACAUGGCUUUUAUACCACCAAUGUUGCGUGUUCUCUUUAUGAAUGCUGUCGGUUUCGGAUGGGCGAUGUUCAUAGCUUCGAAAAGGCGACAAAAUCAGAAAAAAGAAUGAGUGCUUCCUAAUUAUUUAAAGACUGGUGGUGGCAUUUUCAUUGGUACUGAAUUUAAAUUAGACUUGUUAUCUUUAAUGGUGAUAAGACAUAUUUUGCAUAAUAUAAGAUAAUUUUUAUAGCAUGUUACGAUGGGGGUUAUCUUUUAUAUUUCUGCAUAUAAAACUGGUCAGAAAUACAUAAAAAAAUCAGUAUCUGUAACAUUUGACUGCAUAUUUUUCAUUCUAUUCUGGUCUUUCACAUUGCAAAGAAUUAAAAUAUGAUCAUAUUGAUUAGUAUGAUAGUGUUAUUUCAAAUUACCUUUUUAAAAGAUUUACCACAUAACAUUCCUACAUGAAUAAUGAUAUGGGUGUUCAGGGUUGUAACGUAUGAACUAAUUUUUUGAGAAACUAUUUGUAAACUUUUUUAAUGUAAGUAUAAGAAUGAUGAUUAUUUUGAUGGGUUAGAUAUGUACAGGUUAGUAAAAUUACACUGAAUGAGUUAUCUAUUUUAUUGUACAUAAAACAAAUGUUGAAUGUUGUUAAUAUCAAGUUUAUUAUGGCUUUUAAGCAUUGACAAAGUCAAAACUGUUUAAGAAUCUGCAAGUUUUAUAUUCGUAUGUUUUUAAUAAAACUUUUAAUCUGA